CUUCGCAAAAGUGGAGUGGGCAACAUAUUCAUUAAAAAUUUGGAUAAAUCCAUUGAUAACAAAGCACUGUAUGACACGUUUUCUGCUUUCGGCAACAUCCUUUCAUGUAAGGUGGUUUGUGAUGAGAAUGGCUCCAAGGGUUAUGGAUUUGUACAUUUCGAGACACAGGAAGCAGCAGAACGAGCUAUUGAGAAAAUGAAUGGGAUGCUGCUGAAUGAUCGCAAAGUAUUUGUUGGACGAUUUAAGUCUCGGAAGGAACGAGAAGCAGAACUUGGAGCAAGGGCAAAAGAAUUCACCAAUGUUUACAUCAAGAAUUUUGGAGAAGACAUGGAUGAUGAGCGCCUUAAGGAACUCUUUGGCAAGUUUGGACCUGCCUUAAGUGUGAAAGUAAUGACGGAUGAAAAUGGAAAAUCCAAAGGUUUUGGAUUUGUAAGCUUCGAAAGGCAUGAAGAUGCUCAGAAGGCUGUGGAUGAGAUGAAUGGAAAGGAGCUCAAUGGCAAACAGAUUUAUGUUGGUCGGGCUCAGAAAAAAGUGGAGCGCCAGACAGAACUUAAGCGCAAAUUUGAACAGAUGAAGCAAGAUCGGAUCACCAGAUACCAGGGUGUUAACCUUUAUGUGAAAAAUCUUGAUGAUGAACGUCUUCGGAAAGAGUUUUCUCCAUUUGGUACAAUCACUAGUGCAAAGGUGAUGAUGGAGGGUGGUCGCAGCAAAGGGUUUGGUUUUGUAUGUUUCUCAUCCCCAGAAGAAGCCACUAAAGCAGUCACAGAAAUGAAUGGUAGGAUUGUGGCCACCAAGCCAUUGUAUGUAGCUUUAGCUCAGCGCAAAGAAGAGCGCCAGGCCCACCUUACUAACCAGUAUAUGCAGAGAAUGGCAAGUGUGCGAGCAAUUUCCUUCCAUUCAGCAGGUAACAGUUCUCCUCCAUCUCGGACUGCCUCAAGACAAGAGAGGGUGUAG
Messenger RNA from Suncus etruscus (white-toothed pygmy shrew), 954 nucleotides. Its product is annotated as polyadenylate-binding protein 1-like. The record is from RefSeq and is a predicted model, not a curated record. The transcript has a single exon. NCBI's taxonomy places the organism in Eukaryota, Metazoa, Chordata, Mammalia, Eulipotyphla, Soricidae. Gene Ontology annotation, molecular function: mRNA 3'-UTR binding; poly(A) binding; poly(U) RNA binding. The annotation marks the transcript as partial. Gene Ontology annotation, cellular component: ribonucleoprotein complex; cytosol; cytoplasmic stress granule.